Molecule: messenger RNA, 1689 nt
Organism: Leptonychotes weddellii (Weddell seal)
Lineage: Eukaryota; Metazoa; Chordata; Mammalia; Carnivora; Phocidae
Source: RefSeq, a predicted model, not a curated record
CCCAGUGAGGAGAUCCUCGAUUACGUGCUGGUCCGAGUUCAGCCCCCGAUGCCCGGCCUGCCCCGGCCCCGCUUCUCCCUCUAUCUGUCAGCCCAGCUGCAGAUCGGCGUGAUCCGUGUCUACUCUCAACAAUGCCAGUACCUCGUAGAGGACAUCCAGCACAUCCUGGAGCGCCUGCACCGCGCCCAGCUGCAGAUCCGCAUUGAUAUGGUGGAGACUGAAGUACCCAGCCUGCUGCUUCCUAACCGCCUGGCCAUGAUGGAGACCCUGGAAGAUGCUCCAGACCCCUUUUUUGGGAUGAUGUCUGUGGAUCCCGUACUUCCCAGCCCCCUCAAUAUCCCUCAGAUUCGACAGCUCCUAGAGGCUGCAAGCCCAGAGAGAGUUCUUGAGGAGGCCCCUCCUGAAGUCCCCAUGGAGCCUAGGAAGCCUGAGAGGAUCCCGGUCACGGUGCUGCCUCCAGAGGCCAUCACCCUCAAGGAGGCGGAGCCCAUCCGCAUACUGCCAAUCGAGGGUGAACUGGAGCUCCCAGAGGUCAGCCGCCGAGAGCUGGAGCUGCUGAUUGCUGAGGAAGAAGAAGCUAUCCUGUUAGAGGAACGGCCAGGCAGGCCUCUGCCGGCAGUGGAGGAGUUCAAGGAGGAGCCCCGGGCUCUGGAGGAGGAGAGAGGUGUACCCCCGCUCUCACCACCAGCUCUCGCACCGGUGGAACUGCCCGCAGAGCCACUUCCGGUCCCGGCCCCCGAGGAGGUGAAGCCAGUAGGCUGGGAGCCCGAGGCCCUGGUUACUGAGGUGACCCCCCCGCCGGAGCUGCGCCUGCCAGCCCCGCCCAGCCCAGAGAGGCUGCGGCCCCCAGUGCCCCCCUAUCCCCGGGGUCCACCUGCUCGCCGCCGCCGCCGCCAGUUACUGUUCUGGGACAAGGAGACUCAGAUCUCCCGGGAGAAAUUCCAGGAACAACUGCAAACCAGAGCCCACUGCUGGGAGUGUCCAAAGGUGCAGCCUCCCGAGAGGACCACCAGGAGCCCCACGGAGCUAUUCCGAACCCCAACUCAACCUGGCUGGCUCCCCCCAGAACUGCUGGCCCUGUGGACCCACUGUGCCCAGCCACCCCCAGAAGCACUCAGGCGAAGGCCACCCCCGGAGCCUGAGAGGGAGGUGGCAGCUGAGGAAAGGAUGGAAACUCUCAGCGAUAUCGAGGUCCUGAGAGAGGCCCGGGAGCCCAGCGGGCCCCUAGUGCUGUCUUUAGAGCUCUCUCUUGAGGCGGCCGAGGAAGAGAAGACCCGCAUCAGCCUCCUCCCGCCAGAAGAACGGUGGGCCUGGGCUGAGGCUGAGCAGCCGGAGCUCCCUGCGCUGCCUGCGGUGCCCGAGGUCCCGGAGCUGCCCCCGGGGCUGCCCCCGGAGCUCGAGCUGCUGUCGCCGGAGGCCGUGUACAGGGCAGUGGCCCAGGAGCUGCAGGCCAACAGGGAGGCCGACUUCGGCAGCCUGGUGUCCCCCGUCAGCCCUCGCCGGAUGGCCGCCCGGGUCUUCUACCUGCUCCUGGUGCUUGCAGCGCAACAGAUCCUCCGCCUGGAACAAGAGAAGCCGUACGGGCGCAUCCUGAUCCUGCAGGGGCCCCGAUUCCACCGCGGUUAGCCCUCACAGAGCGGCCCGGGAGCUGGCUCCAUUAAACCCCGUCUUGCCUGCCUCGAUUCCGAA